Messenger RNA from Scophthalmus maximus (turbot), 1975 nucleotides. It is a transcript of the gene ppp1cc, whose product is annotated as protein phosphatase 1, catalytic subunit, gamma isozyme. The record is from RefSeq and is a predicted model, not a curated record. Gene Ontology annotation, cellular component: nucleus; cytoplasm. The transcript is spliced from 7 exons. Lineage: Eukaryota; Metazoa; Chordata; Actinopteri; Pleuronectiformes; Scophthalmidae. The coding region runs from base 445 to 1416 and encodes 323 amino acids. Gene Ontology annotation, molecular function: protein serine/threonine phosphatase activity.
CAGAGGAGCAGCUACCAGCAGCCUCAUUGAAGCCUCAUUGAAGCCGCUGGCUGCUGCACAAGGUGCGGCAGAGGAAAAACAGAGACGGGACUCCAUCGCUAGCUAACGGCUAGUGCGGGCUAGUGCGGCUGACGUUUAUUUAUUUAUUUUGUCCCCGUUUUGCAUCAACAAAAAAAAGGAGCCAACACUGGAUGUAGAUCGAUUUUUUUUAAACGUGCGACGUUCAAGUAGGUUGUUAGUUUGUACCCAAAGCGUCGACGUGUGCGGCUAAACGGAAGCGGGGUCACACGGCAACAUCUUCACCCUCAGCCGGAGAAUCAGCGAAGCUAGCGCGAGGAAGCUAAUGCUCGGAUAGCUAGCGGACUAGCUCCGACGAGUGCGUCAACGCCGAGACCCCGAUUUUGACUGAGUUGUUUGUUUGUUUUUAUUGACGCCAGCGUUACAAUGGCUGACGUUGACAAGCUCAACAUAGACAGUAUCAUCCAGCGUCUCUUAGAAGUCAGAGGAGCAAGGCCCGGCAAGAAUGUGCAGCUCCAGGAGAACGAGAUCCGUGGAUUGUGCCUCAAAUCCAGGGAGAUCUUCCUCAGUCAACCCAUUCUCCUGGAACUGGAGGCCCCCCUCAAGAUUUGUGGCGACAUCCACGGGCAAUACUAUGACCUGCUGAGGCUGUUUGAGUAUGGGGGCUUCCCUCCAGAGAGCAACUACCUGUUUCUGGGAGACUAUGUGGACAGGGGGAAGCAGUCUCUGGAAACCAUCUGUCUUCUGCUGGCCUACAAAAUCAAAUACCCUGAGAACUUCUUCCUACUGAGGGGAAACCAUGAGUGUGCUUCAAUCAACAGAAUAUAUGGUUUCUAUGACGAGUGUAAAAGAAGGUACAACAUCAAACUCUGGAAGACCUUCACAGAUUGUUUCAACUGCCUCCCAAUUGCCGCCAUUGUUGAUGAGAAGAUCUUUUGCUGCCACGGAGGACUGUCACCUGACCUUCAGUCCAUGGAGCAGAUCAGACGCAUCAUGCGCCCCACUGAUGUGCCUGACCAGGGCCUGCUGUGCGAUCUGCUCUGGUCUGAUCCAGAUAAGGAUGUUUUGGGCUGGGGGGAGAACGACAGAGGUGUAUCAUUUACCUUCGGCUCAGAGGUGGUGGCCAAGUUCCUGCAUAAACAUGACCUGGAUCUGAUCUGUCGUGCCCAUCAGGUUGUUGAAGAUGGCUAUGAAUUUUUCGCAAAGAGGCAGCUUGUCACUUUGUUCUCAGCACCUAACUAUUGUGGGGAGUUUGACAAUGCUGGUGCCAUGAUGAGCGUGGAUGAGACCCUCAUGUGCUCUUUUCAGAUUUUGAAACCAGCUGAGAAGAAGAAGCCCAACGGCAGCCGUCCUGUGACUCCACCUCGCAACAUGGUCACCAAGCAAGCCAAGAAAUGAGGGGCUGGGUGGGGAGUCUCACUCCUCUGUUCUGCUUUCGUCUCCUGCAUUCGAAGGAUUGUUUUUCCUUCAUGCUGCCAAUACUGAAAAUAUAUCCACUCCUACACGAUGAAAGCAAAAUAUUUUUGUUGUUUUGUCCACAGGGGUAAAUUGAUAUGUCACCAUGAAAACCUCAGGUGUUUUGCACUCCAUUUUGCAGCUAGUCUUGCCACAUAUGACUGUUCAAUCAGGAAAAAUGUAACAAUAUGGCUACUUAUGCACAGGAAUGCCUUGUUUAAAGCUGUGCACAAUAUUUCCAGUUUGUUUCAUGUUUUUUCCAUUUGUCAUCUUUUUUCUCACCAUCAAUAAUGGGUAUUAGUGGUUAUAAAACUUGCGGGGAAAGUCACAAACACCUGUUUACGCCUGUAAAAUUUUAUUUACAGUUAAUUUACAGAAACAUUGACUUCACACUGCAUCAUCACAUUUUUAAACAAGUCUUGUGCUAAACUAAACGAAUAAGAGAGCACUCUUGUAAUGUCUAAAUCUUUCUAAUAAACUUUGAGUGUAUUUUAGGGGGAAA